Messenger RNA from Chelonus insularis, 2434 nucleotides. Its product is annotated as myb-like protein P. The transcript is spliced from 4 exons. NCBI's taxonomy places the organism in Eukaryota, Metazoa, Arthropoda, Insecta, Hymenoptera, Braconidae. Gene Ontology annotation, molecular function: protein binding. Bases 506 to 2380 code for a protein of 624 amino acids. The record is from RefSeq and is a predicted model, not a curated record.
AAUUCUGAAAAUAAUAAAAUAAUGGAAUAGUAAUAAAAAAAUAUCGAUCAGGAAUUCAUGAUUGAGUUAAUGAUAUAGAAUAAAAUUGUUUAUUGCGCCGACGCUGAACGAUAGUCACCCUCCAGAGAGGUUUGAUAUCGUUGAGUCACCGGACAGAGGGUUGUAGGCCGAUAUUGUUGCGCUUGCGCGUCUAAAUUGUCUAAAAAAAAACAACCCUAUCGUUUGGAUAUUCACUUGGCAUAAUCAGUAGCGAUAGUAGAGUAUUAAAUUGUUCAUUUUUAUAUUCUAUCAUGGUGUACAUGUGAAUACAGUUUUUAUGGCCUAUUUACGCCUAAUAGAAAAAGGAAAAGUAGAAGAUGAAGAAGAAAUUUAAAUUUUACAUAAAAAUUAAACGAAAAAAAAUCGAAAAAAGUAUCAAAAGAUAAAUUAUUGCUUUAUGAAUAGUGAUAAUAAAGAAAAUAUUGAAAGAAAUUACAUAAUUAUUUGAAGAAAAAAAAGAAAGAUAAUGAAUGGGUCACCACAAAAUUCAGAGGUUGUCGCCAUCAGGCGUGCCGGUACAGACAAUAGUGAUGAAGAGGAAUGGAGUGCCAUUGUUGAAUGUUCUGUAUUAGAAAGAUCCCCAUCAGAUCGUGUAACACGAGCAGAUGAAGAUCGUCGACGUCGGACUAUUAUUGUUGAAAAGAAAAACGGAACGUAUGGUUUUACGUUACAAAGUUAUGGAAUUCAUUAUAAACGUGAACAAGAAAUAGAAAUGGUAACAUAUGUUGAUUAUGUUGAAUAUGAUGGUCCAGCUUUUAAAGCAGGAAUGAGAGAAGGAGAUGUUAUUUUGUCAAUAAAUGGUCAUGAAAUGGAUCGAGCUGAUCACAAAACGCUCGUGAAUUUUAUUAAAAAUUGUGACUCACGAAUGCGGAUGGUUGUUUCAUUUGAGGAUUGUGUAAGAAAGGUAGAAUUACAUAUGCGUUAUAUUGAACUUCAAAGAGCAUUACAAUCACGAUUGGCUGAAUUAGAUAGACUGUGUGAAAGAGAACGGUCAAUAUUAAUGGGAAGAUGGAAAACUCAUUCACUUCCUGCAAGAAAGAAAGCUCCUAAUUGUGAUGAAAUCGAUGAUUCAACUUCAGUUACAUUAAAUACAUCUACUGUUCAAUGUUGUCGUCCAGCUGCUUCUAUUGAACAUUUACUAUUAUAUAGUGUAUAUGCAGAUGGUCGUCCAUGUCUUAUUCCACGAUCAACAGCAUGCUUAGUAACAAUAGGACCACCAAGAUCACGAAGUGAUCAUCAUUAUUUUUUAUCCAAAAAUUCUAUUGAUUCUAUAAGUCUGGCACGUCACAGUUAUCAUCAAGCAAAUGGCCUACUUUCUACUCCUGCAAAAACAAAAUCUAGUCCAAAACCACCACCAUCACCACAGCCAUUGAACACAGAUUUGGAAAAUACACAUAAUACUUCUCAUAAUAAUUUAUGUGUAGCUUGUAUCUCUAGUGCUAAUAGUCAAAGACAGAGAGAUCCGGUUGACAGUGGAAAUUUAGAUGUUUAUGAUUUAGCAAGUCCUUGCUGUGAUCCAAAUUGCGUGCCAAGUAGAAGACGACGAGAAAAACAAAGACGGAUGAGAAAUGAGCAACAACAACAACAGCAGCAGCAAGAAAAACAACAGGCAGAAAAGCAGCAGAGACAACAGCAACAACAACAGCAGCAGCAGCAGCAAAAGCAACAACAUCAAAGUCAUAAUUGUUCAAGAGCAUCAGGGCACAGUCUUCAUUCAAUUACAAGCAGUGAUAUGUCAACAACAAUUGACAGUGUCGCUUCUUGUUCAACUUCGUUAAGUACUGAUACUCUUUAUUGGGAUCCUAAUAUCCAACAUCGACCACCAACUUGCAUUCAAUAUUCAAAGCCUAAAUCAUGGGAUAAUUUAACGACCAAAGCUUUUGGUGGUUAUGGAUUUGGUUAUGGCUAUCUAGACACAUCAACAAAAACUCACAGUGCUGAAAGACCUAAUAAAGGAUCUCAUCGUUCUAAAACUUCAUCAGGAUUAAAUCAACGUAAAUCAGUUUCUAGGUCACAUUCUAAUAGUUCAACUAGUACACAAAAACAUUUUCAACCUACUAAAUCUACAGAGAGUUUACUUGUUCAGAGUCCUUAUCAGAGUGAAAUAGAAUCAAAUCAUAGCUGUGAGUGUCUUGAUAAAUCAGAGACAAGAAGUGUUCAUGACAAGCCUAAAAGACAUGAAGAAUCUGGAUAUUCUGGACAUCAUCAUCAUCAUCAUCACCAUCAUGAUCAAAAUCACCAUCAUCAUCAUCACCAUCAUCAUCAAGGAAGACAUAGAAAAAAUAGUCAUUCAGAUAGUAAAAUUAGAACCAAUAAGACUACAGAAGUUACUCGAUUGUAAUGAGGCCUAGUUAUAUAUUAAUGUAUCGAAAAACUAGGUAUCAAUUUUCAUUAA